Molecule: messenger RNA, 834 nt
Organism: Trichomycterus rosablanca
Lineage: Eukaryota; Metazoa; Chordata; Actinopteri; Siluriformes; Trichomycteridae
Gene: scoca
Product: short coiled-coil protein a
Exons: 4
Coding region: 163-405 (80 amino acids)
Cellular component (GO): trans-Golgi network
Source: RefSeq, a predicted model, not a curated record
GUGAUCAUAGCGUCAUCGCCGCUGCUAUCCGCUUUGCGGGCUGUUUAUUUACUUGCAGCAAUUUCGCUAAAGCAUUUCAAUUAUUCCACAUAAUCGCUGAUAAACGCUGAUCGUGGACAGGAAGCAGUGAGCUUUAAACCAGAAGACGACCACCGCUCCACCAUGAACUGUAAUAUUGACGGAGACAUGGAGAAUCAGGCCGAGCAGGAGGAGAAAACACGACUUAUUACACAAGUGCUCGAGCUCCAGCACACGCUAGAAGAUCUCUCGGCCCGAGUGGACGCCGUGAAGGAGGAGAACCUGAAGCUGAAAUCGGAGAACCAGGUCCUGGGCCAGUACAUAGAGAACCUCAUGUCGGCCUCCAGCGUGUUCCAGACCACAGAUACCAAGAGCAAGCGGAAAUAAUCGCGGAACAGCGGUCUCCGUCUGACGGAGGAUCAGGGGCCAGGACGCACAAGCUCGAGUUUAGCGACACGCAUGCACAUGCACUAAAACUGAUCCUGGGAUUUAUUUCUAUUAGUUUGUGUAUAUAGUUUUUUAUUCUUUGCUAUUCUUUAUUUAAUCUUGUAUGCGGAGUGAUUGACGAGUCUCUGGUACACAUUGGACUCUCACUUUGCUCUGGAACAGCAGUGUUUUACAUUUAAUAAUGUGUAUUUUUUUAUUUUAUAGCCGCGGAUCUGUUUAGAUUUAACAUGCAUUUUGCAGCACAGAACUAUAACAGUGCAUGAGGUGCCUCUAUCACUCUUCCAAAGCAAUUUGCAUGAUUAAAGACGCUGAUAUUGAUUAUUGGUGAAGACUAAGACGCAUAACGUGCAAUAAAGUCAUUCAAUCUUU